GUCAAGAUCUACUACUAUAAGAAGGUUUGUGUUAUCUGCAAAUACCAUUGCCACAUCUUACAAGGCUCAAGAUCUCAAGAUUUUACAUCUAAGAACGUCUCACAACCUUUCCGCUGCAAUGCAUCUCUUCACUCUGGGGUUUCUAGCGAUUCUCUUUCCAAGAAUGAUGUUUGGGCUCGUACAAGAAGUAAAAUCAUGGGCCGAUUUUGAAUCCGCGAUGGGGAAAAGUGGCUUGUAUGCCUUGGUCCUUGUUGAUGAUUCCAGCAAAGACCUUGCCACGGCAUUUCUAGAUGUUGAUUGUGUUAAUUACCCAAAAGUCAAAUGCUACUAUGGAAUGGAAGGUAAUAGCACUCAACCAGAAACUUCUUUCAAUCAACAUUUCAAAACCAAUGUAGCUCCUGCAUUUUUUUUCUUCAAAGAUGGUAAAGAAGUUUCAUCCAUUAUAAAAAAAAGGCCCGUACUUGGGCCUGAAGUUGAUUAUAUAUUCGAAUGCGUGCUCUCUGUGUCUGAUCAUUGCAUGUACAGUAAGCCUAAUUGAAAUUGCAGUGGACUGUAAUAGAUGCUUUCAUAAAUAAAGAAUGUUUGAGAAAUACAAAA
Nilaparvata lugens (brown planthopper) is the source of this 597-nucleotide messenger RNA. RefSeq lists its product as uncharacterized. The transcript has 5 exons. NCBI's taxonomy places the organism in Eukaryota, Metazoa, Arthropoda, Insecta, Hemiptera, Delphacidae. The record is from RefSeq and is a predicted model, not a curated record. The coding region runs from base 119 to 538 and encodes 139 amino acids.